Molecule: messenger RNA, 1905 nt
Organism: Cutaneotrichosporon cavernicola
Lineage: Eukaryota; Fungi; Basidiomycota; Tremellomycetes; Trichosporonales; Trichosporonaceae
Exons: 3
Coding region: 1-1905 (634 amino acids)
Biological process (GO): transmembrane transport
Cellular component (GO): plasma membrane
Molecular function (GO): transmembrane transporter activity
Source: RefSeq, a predicted model, not a curated record
AUGUCGCACUACCUGCUCGCGCGAGAGUUGCGCGGCGACCCACCCACAUCGUCCGGUAGCGCCCACAGCAACAACAACAUGCUCCCACUCGGUCCGCAGCAUGAGGAGCUCGUCCGCGUCCCGUCCAUGGGAAGCUUUGCGGUUGCGCGAUCGCUGUCGUCCCAACUCAAGCUCGACCACUUUGAGAUCCGCAGUAUCAGCGACCAUGAUAGCUGGUACGAGCGCAGUUCCAGCCCGAGCCCCAGCCCGAGCAUCAUGUCGUCGCGCUCGGACGAAAAGGGAGCCGGCACGCCAGACGACAAGUACUACUCGGACGAGAAGGGCUCGACCGAAGGCGGUAGCGGGGAGGAGGGCGUUCCCGACGGUGUUCUGACGGGUACCCGCCUCGCGCUCGUCUUCACCGCACUGCUGCUCUGCACGUUCAUGUUCUCGCUCGACCAGUCGAUCGUCGCGACAGCCAUCCCCCGCAUCGUCUCGGACUUUAACAGCUUCUCCGCUGUCGCAUGGCUCAUCACAGCCUACUUUCUCACGCAAUGCGGAUUCAUCCUCCUCGUCGGCCAGCUCCUGACCGUCAUCAAGGCCAAGUGGGUACUCCUGGGCGCCGUGUUCUUCUUCGAGCUGGGCUCGCUCCUUUGCGCCUUAGCUAAGGGGAUGACGUUCCUAAUCGUCGCCCGCGCCAUCCAGGGUAUCGGUGCGGCGGGCCUGUUCGUGGCAAUCAUGGCGACGAUUGCGGUCGUCACGACUGUUGAGAAACGCUCGGCAUUCAUGGCUGGAUUCGGGUUCGCCUUCGUCAUUUCCUCGGUCGUCGGUCCCCUCCUUGGCGGCGUGUUUACCGAACACCUGAGCUGGCGCUGGUGCUUCUGGAUCAACCUCCCCAUCGGCGGGAUAGCGACUCUGCUGGUCAUCUUCCUCCUACCCGCCCGCCCACCCGAGCGCACUCACGAGUUCCAGAAGACAGGCUGGGCCGGAUUCUUCCAGAUGGACUGGCUCGGUUGCGCGCUCUCCCUCACCAUGGUCACUUGUCUCUUAAUCGCGCUUCAAUGGGGCGGUAACGACUACCCGUGGGGUAACUGGCGUAUCAUCCUCCUCUUCACCCUUUCUGCCGUUCUCACCAUCACCUUCUUUGCGUGGGAGCACUGGCUCGGUGAGCGCGCCCUCAUCCCGCCCGGUAUCUUGCGUAACCGUACCGUCGUCGCGGCCUCGGGAACCAGCUGGAUGAUCAUGACCGGCCUCCUGGGUGGCACAUACCAGCUGCCCCUCUAUUAUCAGGCGUCCAAGCUGCAUUCGGCCCAGAAAUCCGGUGUCGACAUUAUCCCGUUCAUGGUUGUCGUGUGUGUUGGGAUCUUCAUCUCGAGCGGAUUCGUCACAAAGUUCGGAUACUACUACCCGUUCUUCUUCGUUGGACCACCCAUCGCAGCUGUGGGCUUUGGCAUGCUCUUCACAGUGACGGAGACGACGUCCAACAAGUUCCUCAUUGCGUGGCAGGUCCUCUCGGGUCUGGGUAUUGGCCUCACUUUCCAAAACAUCAUCCUUUCCGUGCAGGCCGAGUACGCGCGCAAACCCGCCCUCCUCCCGCAAGCGACCGGCGUCCUCUCCUUCUUCCAGCUCACAGGUGCAGCCGUAGGCGUAGGCAUCAUCAACACUGUCCAGUCCGUCUACCUUAACGACUACCUUCGCAAAUACGCCCCGCUUGCGCCGUUCCAGAUCGUGCGCCAGUCCACCACCGUCAUUCCCAUGCUGCCCGAAAUCAUGCGGCCAGGCGUCAUCAAGGCCUACACCCUGGCUAUUAGCAAGUCGUACCUUCCCAUAAUUGUCGCUAUGGGUCUCGCCCUCUUCUUUGGCUCGUUUAUCCGCAGCCACAACAUGCUCAAGAUUGGCCUUCCAGGGGCUGGCGGGUUGGCGUGA